Nezara viridula (southern green stink bug) is the source of this 6574-nucleotide messenger RNA. The record is from the annotation of a GenBank genome assembly. Lineage: Eukaryota; Metazoa; Arthropoda; Insecta; Hemiptera; Pentatomidae.
CAUCAGAAUAUCUCAUUGACCUUACAUUUCGAUGUCGCGACAUUUUCGUAAUUAGAUUAAACAGAAAGGAAUAAUUAAGCAAUUAUGUCACAAGAGUUUGUCAAACGAAACUUAAACAAUACAACAGAUAAUGUCAUUCUACAUAAACGAGUAUACUGUAUACUUCUAUUGAGGAGAGGUUUCAAGGCUGCUUUCGUAGACUCAGAUGUUUUCAAAUUUCGUCAGAUAUUUAUAACCUUUUCAGUCACAACUAUCUCGCUUAUUACUAAAAAUGGUUGCUGACUCGUUCCCCAGUAAUUCGGUCAGAUUUUUGUUUUACAAAUCUAAAAAAAAAUAAUCAUGGAAUUUUUACAAGUUUGCCCUAUUCAUAAAAGCAAACAGUUUAUCCUGGAAUGCUGUGAUCUUAUAAAUUCAGAAUGGCCCAGAAGUAAAGCUGCAAGGCUACAGAGUUUAUACAUGUCCUCAGAUAAAUUCCCUACAUCCCUUGUGUUAAUUUUGGAUGAACAACAAGUGGUUGGACAUGUAAAGCUUUCUGAGAUAAAACUUGGUGGAGAUGAAUUAAUGAUUGAAACUAUGAUCAUACAUAGGGAGCAUCGUGGUAAAGGAUGGGGAAAACUUCUUAUGGAAGAAGCUGAAGAAUAUGCUCAAAGAUCAGGUUUUCAAACCAUAUAUGUGAUCCUAAUAUUCAAUCUAGAAUCCAAUAUCCAAGGAGAUGGAACCAUUAAAUUAAUGGAUCAUAACACCAGCUGGCUUCAAAUAAAAGCUUGAUUAAAGUGCAACUAUAAAUACUUUUCUUGAACAAAUGGUUAAAAACCUGUAUAUUCAGCAAAUAUGAAACUAUUUUGUUAAAAAGACCUCUGAUUCAACUACAUAUCCACAUUGUUAAACAAUAAAAACUGUUUACCCUUAAAAAAUAGUCUUAUUAACUUUAUUGCACUUGCUUUGCAAACUACUGUUAUUCAAUCAGAGACGAACUUAUUAUGUUAUAUGACUAGGAUUACCUUAUAGUAAUAUAUCCUAUAUACCUUUAACUGAAAUAAACAAUUUUAGUGAGAAAAUAUGAGAAAUUUUCUGCACACUUAAGAAAAUAGACAUUAAAAAAAACAUUUUGGAUCAACAAUAUUGUAAAACAACAAGUAAGUAAAAUUAACCUAAAUAUAUUUUUGAAAAUAAGAAAUUAGUCAUAUUUUUCCCUUUAAAUGAUGUUCUUCUAUUCCUAUGUUCCUGAAAAGCUAAUGUUUCUGAAAACCUUUCCAUAAUAAAAAAAAAAUGUAUCAAUGUAACGCUCCUAAUGAUAUCAUUAGAUACCCCAUGUAUUCUUAUUAUUAACUUAUUAAAAAAAUAAAAACAGCUUGUUUCUCUCAACAAAUAUUAUUGAUACAUAUGCUUUCAUUUAUGGUGGCAAAUCUUCAUUUAUUUCUUCAUUUUCUACGAUUCCUAGAAAAGAUGUCAAUAAAAAACAAAAACAAAAAUAUAAUUAGUUCUAAAAUAAUGUAAAAGUAAUAUACUAUUAUUAUACAGUAGACAUAUAAUAAUUCAGAAUAAAAAGGACACAUACCAAAAACUUGGACUGACAAACAGCUGAGUUACAGGAAAAACAUUAAUACUUUUAGAGUUGUGUCUCUUUUUUUCUGGAUGUAUGCAAGUAAACAAUUUUUCAAACUGCAGGUUAAAGAGUGCAAUUUUUUGCUCAGAAAUCAUUAAACAUCAGCAUAAAGUUAACUGUUUUGUUUUAACCAAUUAGUUUUUAUUUUUACGAUUUUAUCAUGUAUUUUUAACUAUUAUAUUGACAAUAUUAUUCUAAGUAUUCAAUACUUAAAUGUUUCUUAGCAAUUAACAUGACUUAUUUUAUAUAACAAUAGUUUUAUGAGGUCGGGUUUUAUCAAAAUAAGAAUUAAUACACUAUGAUUAAUAAUGUUCAAAAUAAUGAAUAAUAGAACUAUAAUUUUUCUAAACAAAAACAAUUGAUAACGAAUAUCAGCAGAUCUUUCAAUAUUAUAUGUUAGUCAUAAUUAGAAUAACAAUUAUUAUUUGAUGUAAUAAAAUACAUAACAAAAAAUACAAGAUACAUACGAAUAAUAAAACAUAUGAGCUAGAAUAACAGUUAUCCAACUAUGAAUUAAUAGGUUUAUAAGUCAACUAUUAAAAAAUAAUAUUUAUACAAAUGAAAAGUAAUAUACAUUACUCAUUAAACAAAAUCACUCCAUAACUACCAAAGAAUGAAUCAGAGUUAUUUACAUAGUUACAACUCAUUUUAUAUCAAGUUUAUGGAAGAAAAAUAAAAAAACAUUUUCUAUUCAGUAUCUUUUUAUGAAAAUUAUUUGUUGAUGUAUUUAUUAUUCUAACUCAAUAUUAUCAAAUAAUAUUUUAAAAAUAAUUAUUGUACUUUCAAUAAUUAUUAAUUAUUUUCUGACAAUUUGGCAUCAGUUCAAUAUCGAAAAAAAAAUAUUAUUGUGCUGUUAAAUUUAAUUCAAAUCUGAUUUUCACUUAAUUAUCAACAUAAUCUUCCAAAAAAGGAUUUUUCUUUCUCUCUCUUUUAAUCUUGCACUCCAACGAAUCAAUAAAUAUAAAUUAUAGUUUUCUCAAAAUUUAGUACUAUGGAUUGGUCAUUUUUCUCAUUAGUUAAAAUGUCAAUUGAAAUUACUGAACUGUGAGAUUUUUAAGAUGAUAUAUUUUAUGGGAAACAUUAAAAACAGUUUUAAAUAAUUUUUAUACAUAUAAAACAGCUACUCAGGCAAAAACAAUAUUCAAUAUAAGACCAUCAUUGCAUCAAAACCCAAUUCAACAAUCAAUCUUUAAAAAUAUUGGAAAAUUGUUUUUAUUUAAAUUUUGAUUAACUGAAAUACAAAUAGUAAAUAUAUUCUCAAAAACAUAACAUGUAAAAUAAUAAUUAUGCAAGAAAACUAAUUACAAGAAUGAUCAUGCAAAAGCAAAAGUUAUUCAUUGAAAUAAGUUAAGAGCUAAAACAUUUUAAAAAAGGUUAAAAAAAUAAUCAAGAAAGGCUUGUUUCAUGCUUAACACAAGAAUGAAUAUGAUAUCAUGUUCAAUCACAAUAAAACAAGGUAAAUAAGAAGUUUAAAAAGAUAUUGUUGCAAAAUCAUUCCAGGCUCAAUAGCAAAAAAAAAAUCAAAACCAUGCAAUGAAUUUAUUUGCCAAAAAGUAAAACAAAUAAAAAAAGGUUUGCUAAAUGCCGAUUCUAUAUUCAAAUCUACUUCAUUUUAUUUUUCCAAGUGUGAAGUUGAUUUUUCAUGCUUUUGCCUUCCUAUAGUACCUGAGAAAUGUAGAAUAAACAAUGUUUGAAAAAUUAAUUUUCUAUUGAUUCCAUUAAAUUUAGUAUUUCUGUAGAAUAGAAUGGUCAGCUAAGAUAAUAAUUGGAUCCCUGUCAAACAGAUAUUUCAGUUACUAAAGAGUUGAUUAAUAAUAUAUUAACAAUAUAAUUCUUUGGAAUUCAGACAUCCAAUUCCAUAAGAAUAUAAUAAAAGGCAUUGGAAAGAAAAAAAGAUUAAUAUUCAUAAUUGAAAACAAAUAUGCCAUUAAUAAGUAAUUUUAUAAAUGGGAACAUUGUCUUAAAAUACAUUUCCUUAAAGUGUUGUUUAUAUUUUACGUGUAAAAGGGCGAAGGAAAGUGAUAGGGCUAGUGGAUUUUGUGGAGUAUUUGUGAUGUGUGAAACAUUGUCCACACUUCCUUUUAUUUUAAAAUUUAAGUAAUACACUUAUUAUGAACUUUUCAAUUUAUUAGAAUGUCCACAACUAAAUGUUUUACUUCUCAUUAAAAAUAUAUAAAAGGUCAUGCAUUCAUAAAAACGUUUUUUUUUUAAAUAUGACAAAAUAAUUUUUAUGGAUGCAAUAGCAAUAAAUGAGUGAAAUAGUUAAUAAUGGAUACAUCAACUGAUAGGAAUUGUGCAUAAUAAGUGUAUUUCUGAAGAGAAGGAAACAAUUCUGAAAUGUUGAAGAUGUAAAAGAAUAAAGUAAAACAAAAAUAAAAGGAAUUGUUCACAAUUUAUUUAACUAAUUAAUUAAUUAUAUUAAAUUUAGAUCAUUUUAUUUUAAUAUGUUUUUAAAUCCAUCUUAAUGAUUUCCUUUAGUACUUGUACCAUAGGGUUCCAAACUUCUUGUAUCAAAAGUCAUAUUGAUGAAAAUUAUAUUUUAAAGUAAAUAAAACUCUUGCAAGAGUCACUGAUAUCCAGAAAUCGAAGGCUGGUCAUCAACCUGGUUGGAAUUGCUACAAUAUACUACAGUUUCUCAUUUUGGUAUUAAUCUUGCCGAUUCUAGGCCUAAUCUUAUUUACAAAAUAUUUAAAAUCCUAUCUUGAAAUUCUGGAUGAGCUAGCUAUUUAGUACCAAAUCACAAGUUAAUUUUUGGAGGCAAUUUUACUUCUUAUAAAUGAAUGCAUUUAUUAUCCAAACAGACCAAUUUCUCUUUUUUCCUCAGUUUUUUAUAGAGAAUUGCGUCAAGAGGAAUUCUUGUUUACCCAUUUUCAAAUACACCACAGAGGAAAGUGUAUAUGGCCAUUUUGAAUACUUCUUUCUGAAAAUCUAUCGUCUUAUAUAUUGCUCAGCAAUAUUAACAAACAUUCUGACCGACAUAUGGCAGGCACUAUUGCCCUGAAGGAAUUUAUUGUUAUCAGUAAUCUGCAAUUUUUAUUGCCGAUGUAAACAGUGCCUAACAAUUUACAUUACGGGGUUAAUUUUAAAUUUAAGUGAUUGAUACGAGAUAAGUAAUUAAGAAUCCAUGACCAGUAAUUAGUUUCUAAAUGAUCAUUAUUAUGCUGACCAGUCAUAUAUAAUUAAUUAUUCACAACUUCCAUUUCAAUCUUCUAGAUCUGAAGUUUACAUUGAACCUCAAUAUUACAAAACAGCCUCACUGGCAAUUAAUGAAGGCACAGAUUAGGAUGGCCUAUUUUAAUUAAGAGUUCAGGUAUAAUUUAGUAUUUAAAGAUAAAAUUUAAAUCUAUACAUUACUGUUAAAAAUAAAUACAGGACUUAAGGCCCACUUAUUGGUUGAAUAAAAAAUAGGAAUUCAAUUUUUUAAGUGAACAGUUAUUUUCAUCAAAUCCUUUCCAAUUUAAAAAAAAAAAAGUGUUGAAAUGAAAAUUUGCUUUGAGCUUACUAGUUAUUUUAAAUUAUUUAGUACUAAGUCUACAUAAUCAUUCUAUAGGAAGCCAAAUCAAGGAACUAAACAUCACAAUAAAUUUCAACACCUUAUCAUAAAUGCUACCACACAUUUUGAUACAGCUAAGAAAUCAAACUAAAAUAUAGCCAUUUCUAGAAAUAAUUAGGAAUGUGUCAAUAAGAAAAUAAAAUUAGAAAAUAAACAAUAGAAGAAUAGUAAAGAAGGGCAUAUCCAAGCAGGUGAGGAAGACAAUUAUUUGCUCUCACUGUCUGAGUCCGAGCUGCUAUCUUUUCUCCUUACUAUCCUCUCAGUCAAACAAAAUGUUACAGUACCCAAAACAGCAGUUGCAAUUAAUAUUCCAAGUUGAAUAUAAAGUCCUAAAGCAUUACUGUAGAAAAAGGCCGCAGCAGCAGCUAUGCUCUGAAAUACACAUACAUGUUGCACAUUAAUUUAAAUACUAUCAAAUAUUGGUUUGUUAUAUAUACUAGCAAAAUAUCAAACUGAAAAGAUAUUCUAAAAUUAUUGAUUAUAUCAUUCACAGGAUAAACAUUCCAAUUAAUAUAGUUUUAAAAAUUAUUGCAAUGAUUUAAUUAACUCAUUCAGGUUCAAGAUCGUGAUACGAUUAUGUAAAUUCCACGCUAAGGCAAAGAUUUACCGCACCUGUGAUUGCUGCUUCAAAGUUAUGCUGAUCAGUCAUAUAUAAUUGAUUAUUUACAACUUCCAUUUCAAUUUUCUAGAUCUGAAGUUUACAUUGAAUCUCAAUAUUACAAAACAGCCUCACUGACAAUUAAUGAAGCCACAGAUUGGGAUGACCUAUUUUAAUUAAUAUAAGAAGUUUACUUCAAUUCUUCCCCCAACAUCACUUUGGGGAGUGUACGGGACCAGAGGAAUAGGCAGUCCUCCAUUAAUAUGGGAAAAUGGAGAAUUGAGGGGCGCUGGACACCAGCAACUGGUGAGAGACAGCCCAGGAUAGGCUGACCUGGUGGACUCAUUGAGGAGGCUAAGGUCCAACACUAAUUUGUAAUAUAUUACCUGAAAUUCUAGUAUUUUAAAUACUAUUUAUAAUACUAUCAACCCCAUUAAACCUUUAGUUUUUAUUAUUCAACAUAAUAGAUCUUUAUAUUUUUCUGUAUAGUGGUGUUAUUCUUAAGACACGUCAAUCUUCGACCAUUCUCAUAUGAGAUCUUGUACCCACCCAUCAAAGUAAAUUAAGCAAAACUUGUAUAUUAAGGUCUUCUUCUGAAAUAAAGAGGGAUUUGCCCAAAUGUACAUUGUUGAAGAGCCUUUCAAGUUGAAAAGAGGCUAGGAUAAAGUGUGCAUAAUUAUAAAUAGAUGUUAAUUGCUGAAUUAAGUGGAAGGAAUUUUUAAUAUCAUAUGAAUUAUUGGAUGAGUUUUUGUAGAGAGGAAAAGAGGAUUGGUUGAACUGGAGAAUUAACAUUAGAAGGAGGUUUUUUGAAUAUUUG